AGUAUACUUUGUAUCGUCGAAAUAGACAAUAAAAAGUGUAUUUCGUUUGUAUAAAUAUCUAUUAGGAAGAAAAAAAGAAGUUAGAAGAGAAUUAGACAUUAUUUUUCUAUUUGUAAGAUGGACAAUUCUGAAAGAAGUCGACAUUCAAGAAAACGAAGACUUUCAAGAAAGUGGUCUUUGAAGACUGAUGAUAAUAUAGAAUUAAAUCAAUUAGAAAAUGAAAUAAGCAAUGAUGUUCACGAGUUGAAGAAUCAUUCGAAGGAUCAAUUGGAAGUAUCAGAAGAAAAUUCUUGGAGAAAUGAGGAAGAAAUAAAACAAUUUCGUCAAAGUAAGCGUGGUAAAAGAAAGAGAAGAGUCUUGAAACGAGAUAAAGUGUUACAAAUGACUACUUCUGAUGAAACUGAAAUAAAUGAAAUUAAGAAAGUUAAGGAAAAAGAAGAAGUUCUUUCAUCAACUUCGAAUAAUCAUGCUCGUUCUUCCACCAAUCAUUUACAUCACAAGUCAAAAAAACGUGAUAAAAUACAUGAUCUGUCGAGUAACAUUGAGAUACCGAUAACAGAAAUUUUAAAAAAGUACGAAGAACCUGUACCUCCAACUCCAUUGACCACUGAUAAGAUCUACAUUCAAAGUGACAACGGCUUUAACGCGGUUAAAAUUAUUACAAAGGAAGAUGAUCGAAGAAACGUUUUAAAAUUCUUAUCUAAAGGUCGUCUUAGUAAACGAAUUUAUUCACCCAUAAGUAUAGCUAUAAUAGCUCAAAAAAUGUUCACACGUGUAGCAUUUAUUUAUCAAGGUCUUUUAGGUGGAAUGGCUUUAGUACAUCUUAUAAUGAUACAAUUUUUCUUUGACUCCUCGAUGGAUUUUAUUUUGAAGUAUUCUCACUUUUCCGAAAUUUAUUGCAGUUUAUUUUCAUUGCUAAUCGCAUUUUCUGUUGUCUCGACGUUCGACAAAUUUGAUCUAGCUGGUUUGGAUGUUGAUCAAUUAAGAAACAUUUGUAAAGAUUACAUUGGAUCUACCAUAGCUAUUCCAUUGUAUUUAGCAACAUUAUGUUUGCAUGAAACAUUUGCAAAUGUGGAUGAUAAAUUAACGUUAAUUCAUUAUCAAAAUUUUAACAAUACCUCAUGGAAUGAUACCAUGUAUAUGGAAGAAAUUUUUGAUGGAUUAACAACUUGGAAGAAAGUAAACAUAUCGAAAGAUUUACUUGCCAUAUUAGGUUGGUUUUUCGUGGCAAUUGAUAUAAGACAGGAUACUUUAUUGAUUCAUCUUGAAUCGAUAGAAAGAUCUGCACAAACUACAUGUACAAAAUAACAUUUUCAAAACGGAUAUCAUUCUUCGAUGAUAAAAACCAAAAAUUAAAACUUUCAAGAACAUUUUUCAUACAAGUGGAUUGUGUUUUUAUUUCUCUCAUUUAUUUUUUAUUUUUUUUUUUUAAACAAGACUUUAUAGUCACAAAACAUUGCUAUUUUUGCAUUUAUUUGUAACAGAAUAGAGCGUUUGAUAUGUACAAUAUGUAUAAAGUUAAGCUAACACUAACAUUUAAAAGAUCGUCUUAAUACAUACGAAAUAACGCAGUAAAAAUAAAAUAAUAAUUAUUAUAUUAUAUAUGGCUGUACGAUA
Messenger RNA from Vespula vulgaris, 1617 nucleotides. RefSeq lists its product as uncharacterized. The transcript is spliced from 4 exons. Lineage: Eukaryota; Metazoa; Arthropoda; Insecta; Hymenoptera; Vespidae. Gene Ontology annotation, biological process: cilium assembly. Bases 118 to 1308 code for a protein of 396 amino acids. The record is from RefSeq and is a predicted model, not a curated record. Gene Ontology annotation, cellular component: ciliary transition zone.